Penicillium verhagenii is the source of this 1212-nucleotide messenger RNA. RefSeq names its product DNA-directed RNA polymerase I subunit RPA43. The record is from RefSeq and is a predicted model, not a curated record. Lineage: Eukaryota; Fungi; Ascomycota; Eurotiomycetes; Eurotiales; Aspergillaceae. The transcript has a single exon. Gene Ontology annotation, biological process: DNA-templated transcription initiation. Bases 1 to 1212 code for a protein of 403 amino acids. Gene Ontology annotation, cellular component: RNA polymerase I complex.
AUGGCCACCGACGCAAUGGAUAUCGACAGCUCCCCAGCCACUUCCCCAGACGUGGAGCGCAAGCGCAAACACAAGAAGCAGGACGCUUCGUCUCCAACGAAAAAGCGCAAGCAAGCCGACUCCAAAUCCAAAAGCAAGAAGCCCGCCAAAGAAAACUCCAACCCUAACCCCGAGUCACCCUUCUCGCUCACCAAAGCUACUCUCUACCUGCCUCUGGCGCCCAUCUCCAUCUCGCCCACCCAUGCAUUGGCCUCGCUGCAGGCGGAGCACCUCGCCCCGCUGCUCUUGACCUAUUACCCACCACUUAAAGGUGUGGUGAUGGCCUACUCGAACGUUUCGAUCUCCAGCUUGCCACCUGCCCCUACACCGAAGCAGUCCUCCGAUCAAAACCCUGCGCCAUUGACGCUCGCUAAGACAGCCGAUGAGUACGGUGUUCUCUACGUCUACCUGACUGCCACUUUUCUCGUCUUCCGGCCCAAGCGCGGCCAAAUCCUGGACGGCUGGGUGAAUGUGCAAUCAGAGGGAUUCCUUGGUGCCGUCGUUCUCAACCUCUUCUCCGUCGGAAUCGAGCGCAAGCGACUUCCCCAAAAUUGGACAUGGGUGCCACCGGGAGAGGAGGCCCAAAGCACCGAGGACAGCACCAGUGGAACAGCCGUUGAUGCGACUACAGAUGAGGAAUCAGGUGCAAAUGAGAAGGCAUUCUUCGACGCAGAGAAGGAACACUUCCAGCCCGCCGCGCUGGCUGCGGACGAGCUUGAUAUCGGUCCCGAUGGAGAAGAGGAGGAAGCUUCCUCUGGUCACUUCCACUCUGUCUCUGGGCACCGCGUGCGCGGAAAUGUGCGGUUCCGUGUUGUUGAUGUCGAUGUUAUUCCCGGUUCGGAGCGGGAUCGUGGGUUCUUGAGCAUCGAGGGUACAAUGCUAGAUCCUACGGAUGAAGAUAAGCUCAUUCAAUCGGAGCACCAGGGCCAGUCUGUGCCUUUGGCUUUCUUGGGUUCUUCGAGUAAGAAGUCAAGCCGUGUGAUUCCUAUUUCAGUAUCGCCUCCAGCUGAGGCGGUGGAGGUGGUUGAUGUUGAGCUGGAGCCCAUCGAGAAGGUCGAAAAGGCCGAGAAGAAGGAUAAGAAGGAGAAGAAGGAAAAGAAGGAAAAGAAAGAAAAGAAGGAGAAGACAGAAAAGAAGGAGAAGAAGGAGAAGAAGCCUAAGAAGGAGAAAUAG